AUGGUCAACGGUGAAGAACUGUUCGAAACGAGUAUUGGCGACCAGAUCAAGUAUAAGAUCGAGCUGUUGCUGCACAUAAACAAUAUCUUAUUAUCAAGAUUACUUUCAAUUACACAAAACAGUAAAGUCGCAAUUUCGAGUUUGCCGGAACAAUUACAAAAUAUAUCCUCGCAAUAUUUGAAAAGAGUACAUUCAAAUUUACAAUGUAUUUCGCAAAUUAAUCAAGGCCAAUUAAAUUCAAAACCAUCGAUUAUUGAAGCCCCAACUUUAAUUAAUAACACAAAUUCAAACUCAAAUGCAAAUCCACAAAAUCCAGCACAACAAGAUGUCAUAUUGAAAUUUUAUUUACUACUAAAUAGAGUAUUCGAUAUUUGGUAA
Molecule: messenger RNA, 378 nt
Organism: Tetrapisispora phaffii CBS 4417
Lineage: Eukaryota; Fungi; Ascomycota; Saccharomycetes; Saccharomycetales; Saccharomycetaceae
Gene: SNF11
Product: Snf11p
Exons: 1
Coding region: 1-378 (125 amino acids)
Source: RefSeq, a predicted model, not a curated record